Messenger RNA from Exophiala viscosa, 1017 nucleotides. RefSeq names its product peptidyl-prolyl cis-trans isomerase-like 3. Gene Ontology annotation, cellular component: catalytic step 2 spliceosome. The record is from RefSeq and is a predicted model, not a curated record. The transcript is spliced from 3 exons. Lineage: Eukaryota; Fungi; Ascomycota; Eurotiomycetes; Chaetothyriales; Herpotrichiellaceae. Gene Ontology annotation, molecular function: peptidyl-prolyl cis-trans isomerase activity. Bases 248 to 772 code for a protein of 174 amino acids. Gene Ontology annotation, biological process: protein peptidyl-prolyl isomerization; protein folding.
CACACUCGCACGUGACCUUCAAACUGCGGCUCUGAACAAAUACCUACAACUUUUUUGAAUGAGAUCAACCGACGGUAGACCUUGUCUGUUCACGACGAAGAAGGUUACCGGUCACAUCGCCAGCAGCAGGCGACUCUACCCACGUGGCUCUUGCACAAAAAAUCGCAUCACUGGCUCCGCAGCGGCAAUUCUACACUCCACGAUCUGCGUCGCUUUUCGCAGUAGUCCAUGGAUUUAAUAUUGCAGCAUGUCAGUCACACUCCAUACCACUCACGGUGACCUUAAGGUCGAGAUCUUCUGCGAAUCUGUGCCUAAGACGGCCGAGAAUUUCCUGGCUCUAUGUGCCUCAGGAGCCUAUGAUGGGACACCUUUCCACCGCCUCAUACCUGACUUUAUGAUUCAAGGAGGGGAUACUUCACUCUCGUCUCGCGCCACUGCUGGUAAUUCAGUAACAAAGGGAGGAACAUCGAUCUGGGGAGAAUAUAUCGAGGACGAAAUCAAGGUUCCUGCUCUGCGGCAUAGCGGACGGGGCAUGGUCUCCAUGGCAAACAAAGGGCCUCAAACGAACGGCAGCCAGUUUUUCAUUACACUCAAGGAGGCGCCGCACCUGGAUGGCAAGAACACAGUCUUUGGACGAGUCAUUGACGGUGCUGAAGAGGGGUCCACUCUUGAGAAAAUGGAGAGUGUUGAGGUUGACAAGAAAGAUCGACCGAAGAGUGAGAAGAUUGUUCUCGAACGAGUCACGAUACAUGCGAAUCCGCUGGCCGGCUAGGAAUGACAAUGAGGCGAUGGAGCCAACCGACGAGGUAUAGUGCCAUGUCGGAUACUCAAGCAGGACAAGACACGAUUGGUCCUUCCACAGACAUACUUCCAGGCAGUUCGAUUUUCAGUAUUGAGCAAGACGUUAAGGCACCAAAGACAUCAUGCCUUCGGGGGUAUACGACGCACAGAAGUGGCAUCACAACGAUUACGCCACAACACGCUGGGAAGCGCGUGCUAGGGCCGCAAAAUAAGGCG